This is a messenger RNA of Nomascus leucogenys (northern white-cheeked gibbon), 1824 nucleotides long. The record is from RefSeq and is a predicted model, not a curated record. Lineage: Eukaryota; Metazoa; Chordata; Mammalia; Primates; Hylobatidae.
CGGAGGGACAGGGAGAGAUGAAGACGGUAGGAAGGGGGCGAGAGACAGAGAAGGACUCGGAGCGCACCGGAGUGGUCCGCUGGGAGGCUGGGGACAUGGGGGUCAAGGGGGAGACGGAGACAGAGAGGGGUUAUUGGAGAGAGAGAGAGAGAGAGUUAAGAGACUGAGCGCGAUGGAGAAAGGGAAACUUGAGAAAGGCGGAAGGAGAUGGAGAGAAGAGGGAGAUGGGGGUGCCCGUGAACACCGGGAGAGAAUCUGGCAUGGAGUUUGAAAAGGGAUAGACGUGGAAAGGUGGGAAGAGAUUAGGAGAGGUCUCCUUCUGAGCCCAGAGAGUGGACAAAAAGUGGAGGGACCUUCAGAGAGACCCCUGAGAGGGACAAAGAUAGGAGGAACUGAGACAGAGGCCCUCAGGGAGUCUGAAAGGUACCGCAGGGGAGGCGGAUGGAUGAGAAGUCCUGAGGAUCAGGAGACAAGGACAGCACGGGGCUGCAGCAGAAGAGACACAGCGUUAGCUACAGAGUGCUGGGAGGCAGAAAGGAGGUGCCAGUGUCCUCAGCCUGCGGGGGCUGCGUGGAGGUGGACUCGGAGACCGAGGCCGUGUAUGGGAUGACCUUCAAAAUUCUUUGCAUCUCCUGCAAGCGCCGCAGCGAGACCAACGCUGAGACCUUCACCGAGUGGACCUUCCGCCAGAAGGGCACUGAGGAGUUUGUCAAGAUCCUCCGCUAUGAGAAUGAGGUGUUGCAGCUGGAGGAGGACGAGCGCUUCGAGGGCCGCGUGGUGUGGAAUGGCAGCCGGGGCACCAAAGACCUGCAGGAUCUGUCUAUCUUCAUCACCAACGUCACCUACAACCACUCAGGCGACUACGAGUGCCACGUCUACCGCCUGCUCUUCUUCGAAAACUACGAGCACAACACCAGCGUCGUCAAGAAGAUCCACAUUGAGGUAGUGGACAAAGCCAACAGAGACAUGGCAUCCAUCGUGUCUGAGAUCAUGAUGUAUGUGCUCAUUGUGGUGUUGACCAUAUGGCUCGUGGCAGAGAUGAUUUACUGCUACAAGAAGAUCGCUGCUGCCACGGAGACUGCUGCACAAGAGAACGCCUCAGAAUACCUGGCCAUCACCUCCGAAAGCAAAGAGAACUGCACGGGCGUCCAGGUGGCCGAAUAGCCCUGGCCCUGGGCCCCGCCUCAAGGAAGAGCCAGCCCUAAUGGGGACUCUCCAGGCACUGCCUGCCCCCAGUGUGGGGGUGGCCACUCCUGGGCCCCAGAAAGCCUCAGAGUCCUGCCGACGGAGCCGCUGGGGUGGGAGGGGGCAGGGGGCUUGGCUCGCACCCCCACUUUCGCCUCCUCCAGCUCCUGCCCCUCCGGCUGCGCACCGCCAUGCAUGAUGGGUAAAGCAAUACUGCCGCUGCCCCCACCCUGCUUCUGCUGCCUGUUUGGGGAGGGGGGCGGUGAGGUGGGGGCAGCGGCCCCGCACCCCUCCUCCUUGCUGAUUUGCACACAUUGGCCGCUUCAGACACGCACUUCUGGGGCCAGCCCCUCCCCGCCUCCUCCCUGCCUGGCGGCAGGGGUCGCGAUGAUGGGCUGGAGCAGUUUGGGGCAGGGGGUUCUGGGACCCACUCCGACUCCCCCUCCCCGGCAUCAUUUCCCCUCCCGCUUCCUCCGGCUGGACCUGGGGUCCCCCGUCCCUGUAAUGCACUCCUGCCCCGGCCCAACCUCGCCCACUCUCACCAGCCUUGAACUGUGGCCACCUAGAAAGGGGCCCAUUCAGCCUCGUCUCUCUUUACAGAAGUAGUUUUGUUCAUGAAAUAAAGACUCUUGGACUUGA